Colletotrichum navitas is the source of this 694-nucleotide messenger RNA. RefSeq lists its product as uncharacterized. The record is from RefSeq and is a predicted model, not a curated record. Bases 144 to 626 code for a protein of 160 amino acids. Lineage: Eukaryota; Fungi; Ascomycota; Sordariomycetes; Glomerellales; Glomerellaceae. The transcript has 2 exons.
UCACCAGCUGGCUGGUGGGGAGGACCGCAAGGUGAACCUUUUGAUCAAGAUGGGACAAUACGACCAGGUUCAACUAUUUGGAGUCGAGGGUUCUUUGUGCUUUGACGGCUGGUUCUAUAACUACACAAUCACGGUAGCACGGAAUGCAUGGAUUGUCCCACGGGAUUACCAAGUUAACUGUCUGGGGUGUGUCGACGAAACGUGACUGGGGUCAGUAUGGACGAUGGACGUUGAUGAAGAUGAUGACUAUGAGUAAUUGCCGGUUGUCUCUCCAAGCCUGCGAGGGCCGAGGUUUCGAGUUCGAGGCGGCUGUGACUGCGAUUGUGCUUGAGCUAAGACCACACAAAACAGCCCCCCUCCAUCCCCGGCAUCCCCACGCCCGUCGGAAUGAUGUUUCCCUCGAUCCCAACCUCUCACCCACUCCCCCGCGUGACCCGUGUCCUUCUAGCCGCGAGGAGGGCGAGACUCGGAAGUCGCCGGCAUCCCUCUCUCCGACACUCCUGACGGGACCCCCCUCCGCCCAGUCGGCAGCGGUACGUUGCGGGCUUGGAGGAUUCCUCAUCCCGGGCCACUCUUCACUCAUUGACCCAGUCAACAUCACAAGUCUCAUCUCACAAUCCAUAUAAACUUUGACACAAGACACAACGUAGAACGCAAGAGAACAGGAACCUCGAGGCUUCAGCAGCAUGGGUUU